UGUCAUCAGCCGCAAACUCUGACCUGGCCUGUUUUCUUACGCAUCACCUGCGUGUGUGCGUCAUCACCUGUCGUUCAUACAUGCGGGUUAAUUGGGGUCAGCAGUGAAGUUGAUUGUAUCAGAACAUGGUCAGAUGUAAAGCAUGCACUUCGGUCUCCACAGGACGGUAGCCUACCUGGUGGAGCUCGCGCGCUAGCUAGCACCGGAGGUUUACCACAAUGGCUAUCGGAAAUUGCGACCUUUUCGUUUUUGUCUUUACGUGUUUGUUCACUUUGCUGUGCUUCACGGUCCCCGGAGCAAACGGGAAAAUGGCCGUGCACGCGGGCUCGACGGCGCCAUCGACACCACAUCUCAGCGGCUCUUCAUCCGCGAGUAGAAACCGGAGGCAUCACUAUUCAAAACACAAGAGCGCGCAUCACAAGCCGCUCACGGACGAACAGAAGGCUGACCAGAACUUGCAGUUUAUGUUAGACCUGUACCGGAACGCGGCGGACCCGGACGGAAGACCCAAGGAACACAGGAAGUUUGGUUCCAACACCAUCCGCCUGCUCCGGUCCACAAACACGACGGUGCGCUCUCCGUUAACGUCCAAAGACCUUCAGUACACCUUCUCCGUCCAGUUUGACCUCCUUACCCUCCCUCUGGCCCGGCUGGUGAAAGCCUCCUUCGUCCAUCUCCGCUCCCCCACCCCCACCCUGCUCCCGCCCGCAUGCAGGGUUCGGGUCUCCUCCCUGGGCCUUGCCGGCCGCAGCAAGAGCAGCCCCUUCCUCUCCCCCGGAGGUCUGGUCCUCAUCAAUCCCCGGGACCCGUGGGUGGAGACGGACAUCACAGCCCAGCUCUCCGACCUGGUUCUCCAGGGAAACCCGGGCCGGGUGGUUCUCUCGGCCCAGUAUUGGUGCACCGAUCCUGGGCAGGAGAGCCAGGGAAGGGGGCCGCUCUGGAGGGAUGGACGGAAGGCCCGUCGGAGGAAGAGGGAGUUAGGACGUCUCCUUGAUGCCCCGGCACUCCUGCUGUUUCUCGAUGAGGAGGAGGAGGCGCGGGGCUGGGUGGGCGUUUCCAUGGGAACCGGGGGGACUGAAGAGGAUGAAGGCCAGAAGAGGUCGCAUGCCCCGGCUCAACACCCCGCCCCGCGAACCCGUCGCUUCAAAGACGCGCCCUCCUCGCUCGUAACCAGUGACCCCGCCUCCAAAGAACUGACCCCGCCCAAAGACCUCCACCCCUCCUCUGCCUCCUCCUCCCCUUCUCUCACCCCGGGCACAAUCCUGUCGGACAUCCCCAACUACAAGCGAAAGAACUCCCAGGCCAAGAACCAGUGCAAGCUUCACUCCUACAGGGUCUCCUUCCAGGAGCUGGGUUGGGACCAUUACAUCAUCGCUCCGCACCGCUACAACCCGCGCUUCUGCAAAGGAGACUGUCCCAGAAUCCUCCACUACGGCUACAACUCCCCCAACCACGCCAUCGUGCAGACGGUGAUCAACGACAUGGGCGUGGGGGAAGUGCCCGCCCCUUCCUGCGUGCCCUACAGGUAUAAGCCAAUGAGCGUGUUGGUCCUGGAGAAGAACAAGAACGUGGUUUACAAAGAGUACGAGGAUAUGAUCGCAGAGUCCUGCACUUGCCGAUAGGUGUGUGUGUGUGUGUACGCAACUUUAACAUGUAACGACUUGUACAGUAUUAUAAUAACAAUAAUAAUGAAAUGAUAAUUAAUUGGAGAUCUGUUGUGUAACUUAUGGAGGUGGGACCUGUAUAGCAACUGGAAGUAUCACUACUUGCUUUGCAGUAAUGUAGUGUGGCCAUGUUGGGUAUCUGGUCCUUGUUUAGAAGCUACUUGGCUUGCUACUGAUGAUGAUGAUGAGGAUGAUUGUCUUUUCUUCUUUUUUCGUUGUCUACUGUUUCUUUUUAAAGUUAGUGAAGUAAAAAAAUAGUCUUUGUUGUUGAUGCUUGACGUUCUGAGUGCUCAGGAUGUUAGGCGUGACUGUACAUAGAUGUAUAGAGAUGGGUGGACUGGGUCUGCACUAAAAUGUUGAUGUUUUGGCAUGGCGCACCUAAACCUCCCACUGCCCAUUAAUAGUUUGAGCCGGCCCCUGAAAUGGUUAAAUUGGAGGAAUAAAACGGAAGAUGACCCCCCCCCCCCCCCCCAAAAAAAAAAAAAAAAAAAAAAAAAAAAAGAUUUUUAAAGUAAAAUAAACCGACCCGAUUUUUCCUAUCUGGGUGUACAGGCUAAGUAGUAGUCUUCUCUGCCUCUCUUCCGUAACCACAGAAUGUUCAUUUCUCCGGGUUGAGGAAGUGGGCUAGAGCACGCUAAUAAACAAGGGAGGAGAGGGGGAGAGAGAGGGAGAGAAGUGAAUGCAAGAGAGAAAACUGAAGGGAAAAGUGCAAUGUGUUGUCAGUAAAAGACUUGCUAAACGAGUGUCCAUGAUAACUCAAACUGAUCUGAAUGUUUUAUCAUAAGUGGAUGAAUAAAAUAAAAUGCAUGCUGUUGUAAAACUCCA
Osmerus eperlanus (European smelt) is the source of this 2489-nucleotide messenger RNA. It is a transcript of the gene bmp15, whose product is annotated as bone morphogenetic protein 15. Lineage: Eukaryota; Metazoa; Chordata; Actinopteri; Osmeriformes; Osmeridae. The record is from RefSeq and is a predicted model, not a curated record. Gene Ontology annotation, molecular function: cytokine activity; growth factor activity. The transcript has 2 exons. The coding region runs from base 219 to 1622 and encodes 467 amino acids. Gene Ontology annotation, cellular component: extracellular region.